AAAGGGAAAAGAAAGCUAAGGUUAGUUCUUUUGAAAGCUUCUUUUUGCAAAAUGAUUGUAGCAGCCCAAACAAAAACCUCUUAAAUCACACAUGAGUCAAGAAUAUAGAAUGAACUCAAGCAAACACAAGGCUAUUAAAUCAAUACACACAUCUAGGCACACAAACUCUAUUGACCAUUCUAGAACUUGCCAUUUGAUCAUUAAAAACUUUCAUCAUUUUUAAAUCCCUUUUAUCUCUCAGUAUUUGACUUCAUAGAUAUAACUUAUUGGCAUUGGCAAACAAUAAAAUUUCAUCAUAGCCAACAACACUUUAAACAACAACCCAGCAAACAGUCCAAUAUUACAUGAAUUAAGUAUAACAAAACAGUAAAUCAGCGGUAACAAUUAAUCAACAUCAAACCAUGACAUUAUUAUGCAAAAUAAAGGAAUUGGGGUAAGUGAUACUCUCAUGUUUGCAGAACAAGUGUGGAUGCUCCUUGCUAAAGACUCGAAAAAUAUUGAGAAAUUCAUUAGGCAACACAAAUUUUUUUCAAAAAUUAGCCCCUUUUAAUUCUAAAUCUUCAACCAUCCUUUUUUUCACUUGUUCUUCUCUUUGUAGCAUGUCAACUGUAGAAGUCUUUCUUUUCCUACCCUUCAUAGCUACAAAGUGAAACCCCAAAACCCUACUCAAUUGCUGAAAAUUCAAGACCCAAAAAAUAAAUUCAAAACCCUAAAAAUUGAAAAUUGAUGCACAAUCGAGAACCUAAAAAAAAUCGAAACUGAUGCACAAUCGAAACCCUAAAAGAUCGAAAUAUACUCUCCAAACCCAAAAAGUUCGAAUCCCUACAUAUUCCCACAGUAAAACUCCCAUACAAGUUGAAAAGCAACAACUAUAUUUGCACCCAAUGAUUGAUCGAACACCAUAAUUGAAAAGAUGGAGAAAUUUUAAUUGAAAAUUCUCAACAAAUUUAAGGUUUUAAGGUGAAGAGCUCAUGCUUGAAAGAGAGAAAAUGAGAGGAAAUGGAUUUAUUCAAAGGUUGGGGAUGAACUGUGAUGACUUAAUCACCUUUCUUUUAAUGCUUAAUUAAUUUUAGUUAGGAAAUGGAGUAGCUGGAGAAAAUUUUUUCUCUUAAUGUUUAAUUUUAGUAUUUCAUGAAUUAAUGAGAUGGGUUGGGAAUAAUUUUUAUUUAAUGUUUAAAUAAGUAGGGUAAUAAAAAUAAUAGUAAGGGUAAAAUAGUACUUUUAAUAGUUUUUUUAACCAAAAAUGAAAAGUGUAGCAACUAAUAAGAUAAUUCCAUUUGAAAAAAGUGUAGCAACUAUUAAAAAUCAGAAGAAGUAUGAUAUAAUGGAUAAAAUAUUUUAAAAUUUUAAAAUAGAGCAAAUUUAUUAGACAUACUUCUUAUAAAGGUCAAAAAUGAAAUAUAGUAAUCGUAUAAAAAUGUUCAGAUCAUAUCCAUUAAUUUAAAAAAUUUACUCAAUCUUAUUACCGAUUAUAUUUAACUCAACUAUACCUGAGACGUACACCUCGUAAAAUAACAAUUUUAAUCUCGUAUACGCACGAAAUAUAUACAAAACGAUUUUCAAAAGGGAGGGAAAUCUAAAAGUAAAAUAUAAAAGACGAAAAAGGAUAAUGAAAGAAAGAAACAGAAAACGGAAAAAUUGGGUACUGUUCCAGGUACCCACUUUUCGUCUUCAACAAAAGUCUGCGUUUUUCUUUUUCCCGUUUUCGUAACCGCUUCAAUCCAAUUUCCAAUUUCAUCUUGUUUUAGGGUUCUAAUCAAUUUCAUCUUUUGUCAAUCCCCUUUAUACAUCAACUUCAUAAUUUUUUCUUCUUUUUGUAUUCUUUGAUGAGUAAACAUAAUUACUUUUUAGGAGUAAUAUUCAAAUUUACCUGUUUGGAGUUCCAUUUAUGAUCCCAAACUCCCUUUUUUUCCCACGCAUUUCUUUCAUAAUAUUCAAUUUUGAUUUUUGUUCUUGAGUUUCUUUAUUGGAUCAUUCUUCUUCUUCUUUUUAUUCUUAAAUUUCCUCUUCUUUGAUAAAUCAAGAAAAGAGAAGGAAAUACUGAUUAUAAUUAUUGCUGAGGAUUAAUUUGUAGCUGAAAAUAAAAAUGAAAUUAGUAGUGAAAGUGAUAGAAGCAAGAAACAUACCAGCAAUGGAUCUAAAUGGGCUGAGUGAUCCAUAUGUAAGAUUACAAAUGGGAAAACAAAGGUUUAGAACUAAAGUGAUCAAGAAAUGCUUAAACCCUUAUUGGGGGGAUGAAUUUUGCUUUAGGGUUGAUGAUUUAAGUGAUGAAUUAGUCAUUUCUGUUUUAGAUGAAGAUAAAUAUUUCAAUGAUGAUUUUGUAGGUCUUGUUAAAAUCCCUGUUUCUAAGGUUUUUGAUGCUCCUGAUAAGUCUCUUGGUACUUGUUGGUACCCUUUGCAACCCAAGAGUAAAAAGUGUAAAUCCAAACAGUGUGGUGAUAUUUGCCUUCACAUAUAUCUUUCUCAAUAUAGUUCUUCGGUGGAGUUGCCUAAUGCUCCUUUGAAAACGCCUAGAAGAAUUGACAGUGGAAAAGGUGAAUCGGUUUCGUUAUCUUCAAGUAGUGCCUCGAGAUCAUCGUCUCCUAUGAGAUUGGAGGCUACUUCUGCUAAGAAUGAUGAUGAAUUGCUAAGUCAGAUGUCUGACCAAGCAGAAAGUUUCAAAUCUGAUCUCAACAAGGGGGUCUCUGAUGAGUUGACACCUGCAGCCUCUUUUGAUGAGUUGAUGAAAAUUAUGGAUGGGCAGGACAAGGGAAGUGAGCUUCCCAGCAACUUACCUGGAGGGGUUGUUUUAGAUCAGCUCUACUCAGUCAGCUCCGCUGACCUCAAUUCUCUAAUUUUUUCACCCGAUUCGAAAUUUCUUGCUUCAUUGGCAGAAGUUCAAGGAAGAACAGAAUUGAUUUUGGGGCAAUGGGAAUUUGAUAAUGAAAAUUUGAAACGUCAGAUCACCUACCUGACUGCCCCAUCAAAAUUAUCCAAGUCUGUAAAGGCUUUCGAGACUCAAACUUAUAAACUGGUCAAUGGGAAUUCGUUUGCAGUCUUGGUCAGCGUUAGCACUCCAGAUGUCAUGUAUGGAAGCACCUUUAGAGUGGAGAUGCUUUACUGCAUCACUCCUGGGCCUGACUUGCCAUCGGGAGAACAAUCCACAAGGUUGCUGAUAUCCUGGGGGAUGAAUUUUGUUCAAAGCACAAUGAUGAAGAGAAUGAUUGAGAAUGGAGCACGACCAGCCAUCAAGGAGAGUUUUGUUCAGUUUUCUAAUCUUCUGUCUGAACAUGUCAAGCCUGUUGAUCUGAAGGGAACUGGAUCCCAAAAGGAACAGGUUUUGGCAUCUUUGCAAGCAGAACCGCUGUCAGAUUGGAAGCUGGCUGUUCAAUACUUUGCUAAUUUCACUGUGGUAUCAACCAUUAUUAUUGGAAUUUAUGUUCUUGUUCACAUUUGCCUAACACCUCCUAGCACCAUCCAGGGGCUUGAAUUUGUUGGACUCGACUUGCCUGAUUCUAUUGGUGAAGUUAUCGUAUGCAGUGUCCUGGUACUUCAAGCUAAACGAAUUUUUGAGUUGGUAGCACGUUUCAUGCAAGCCAGAUCACAGAAGGGCAGCGACCAUGGAGUUAAAGCACAAGGAAAUGGAUGGCUGCUCACUGUUGCAUUAAUUGAGGGAAGCAACCUAGCAGCUGUGGACUCGAGCGGUUUCUCUGAUCCAUAUGUGGUCUUUACUUGCAACGGAAAAACGAGAACGAGCUCAAUCAAGUUCCAGAAGCUAGAUCCUCUAUGGAAUGAAAUAUUUGAAUUUGAUGUGAUGGAUGAGCCUCCGUCAGUUCUAGAACUGGAGGUUUUUGAUUUUGAUGGACCUUUUGACGAAGCAACUUCUUUAGGUCAUGCUGAAAUAAACUUUCUCAGAACAAAUAUUUCAGAGCUAGCAGAUGUAUGGAUUCCACUCCAAGGAACGGUAGCCCAGGCAUGUCAGUCAAAACUGCGGUUAAGGAUAUUUUUGGAUGACACACGAGGCGCUAAUGCUGUCAGAGAAUACCUUCAAAAAAUGGAAAAGGAGGUUGGAAAGAAGAUUAAUCAGCGAUCCCCUCAGACAAAUUCAGCAUUUCAGAAACUAUUCUGCCUUCCUCCAGAGGAAUUUCUAAUCAAUGAUUUCACUUGUCAUCUGAAGCGCAAGAUGCCACUGCAGGGACGUCUAUUCCUAUCACCAAGAGUAAUAGGAUUCCAUGCUAGCCUAUUUAGACAUAAAACAAAAUUCUAUUUUCUCUGGGAGGACAUAGAGGACAUUCAAGUUGCUUCUCCUAAUCUUUCAUCAAUGGGAAGUCCGACUAUUGUCAUAACUCUGCGGAAAGGAAGAGGUUUGGAUGCAAAGCAUGGGGCAAGAACUCAGGAUGAGGAAGGGAGGUUAAAAUUUUAUUUCCAUUCAUUUGUGUCUUUCACCCAGGCACACAGAACAAUUUUAGCUCUUUGGAAGGCAAGAUCCUUGAGCCCUGAGCAAAAAAUAAAGAUUGUUGAAGAUUCUGAAACUUGUCUUCAGACAGAUGAGAGUGGAACCUUUGUGGGUGAUGAGGAUGUAAGCUUGAAUGAGGUUUAUUCUUCUUCUCUGUCUGUUCCGAUGAACUUCUUGAUGGAGAUAUUUAGCGGAGGCGUGAUUGAGAGAAGAGUUAUGGAGAAAACUGGAUGUCUCAAUUAUACUUGUUCUUCUUGGGAAUUAGAAAAGGAUGUUUACGAAAGGCAAGUUUGCUACAAAUUUGACAAACAUAUAUCUCGUUUCAAAGGAGAAGUGACGAGCACGCAACAAAAAUCUCCGCUCGCUGAUAAAACUGGCUGGCUUAUUGAAGAGGUUUUGACACUCCAUGGGAUUCCUCUUGGUGAUUAUUUUAAUCUGCACCUUAGAUACCAAAUAGACGAUAGAUCAACAGGUUGUUUUGUGAAAGUAUCGUUUGGAAUUGCUUGGUUGAAGAGCACAAAACAUCAGAAAAGAAUCUCUAAGAACAUACUUUCAAAUCUGGCGGAUCGCCUUAAAGUGAUGUUCGCUACUGUUGAGAAAGAAUAUAAUGGAAGAUAAGAGUCUUCAAUAUGCUCAAUCGUUUUUCCAUCCGAUACUGAUUAUUGUAUUUUGACAGCAGAAAUACAGCGUUACUCGUUGCUAUCAGAAAUCCAUACUUCAUUCUCAGUAUGCAGCGAUUCCGAUGCAGAGCUUCUUGUAGACAUUGCGGACUUUGCGAUUCUCUGUGUGCUGAUUAGUGCAUAUCUGUUCAACUGUACAUCCAACUGUUCGUUGCAACACCAGAUAAGAGUAUAGAUAUCUAAUUGACCGCAAGUUCUUUGAACAGUGAUUGACGUAUCCAUUGAAUUUUUAUUGGAUACAAAAUCUGUGUCAGGUCCUAUAUUGUUGGAAUUAAAGCUUGAACAUUAUAAUUUUUGAUGAAUAAUGUAAAGUCUUUUGAAAUGUGGGACGUGCUUCCAUGCCUAAAUAGAUGAAGAUGAUGAGGUUAGAGAUGCUAAUGACAUAUAAUGUGCCCAUGAGUAUACAGUAAUCUUAU
Messenger RNA from Amaranthus tricolor (Joseph's coat), 5531 nucleotides. RefSeq names its product C2 and GRAM domain-containing protein At1g03370-like. The transcript is spliced from 9 exons. The record is from RefSeq and is a predicted model, not a curated record. The coding region runs from base 2087 to 5053 and encodes 988 amino acids. NCBI's taxonomy places the organism in Eukaryota, Viridiplantae, Streptophyta, Magnoliopsida, Caryophyllales, Amaranthaceae.